UAUAAACUCUCGCGGUAAUAGCUUCAACGACUUUGUGACGUUUCAAGCGCGCUUUAAACAAACCAGGAAAUUGUGUUGGACCACAAUAUUAUCAGUAUUAGGACCAAACCCCAGGUUUAAUUAAAACUAUAGCAAUGGUUCAAGAGUUUCACGUUACCAGGUGCGUGACGUGUGAGAACUUCCAAGUCCAGCAGGUGAAAAAAUCAACCACUAAGUGGAGCUGUAAAGUUUGUGGAGAAAAACAGUCAUUGCUGAAGGAGUAUGGACGAGGCUCAGCAGCAGACUGCAGACGUCAUGUUCAAAAACUAAAUGCCAUGAGAGGAGCCAUGGUGGAGGAGCAGGAGCGCAGUGCCUGCUCAUCAUGGGAACAGGAACAAGAGCAGGAUGCUGAACAUGAGAGCACUGAUAUUCAAAUACACAAGAGUCCAAUACAAACAAGUCGCUGGAGCAAAUACCUGGACACACCUAAGGAGGUGGAUCCAGAACAGGAACAUGAAGACGACAUGGUCUUGAUGGACAGGCAGAACUGCCCUAGCAAUAGAAUGACUAACAGGAAAAGGAAAAGAGAAGCACCAUCUGAGCAGGCCUGUCAACCUGUCAGACAGUUGACCUCAACCAGAACCACAGGAUUUAACCAGUCCACAGCCAGAACCACUGAUGUCAAUAAUUAUUUGUUACAGUCUAGUAAAACAUCUCUUAACCAGUCCAGGAACAGAACCACUGAUGUCAAUAAUUCCAGAUAUACUGAACUAAACCAUUGUAAUCUACCUGGUGUAAAACAGUCCAGAACUAAAACAACAGGAUUAAGCCAGCAUAAACCCAGUGAUUGGAAGCAGUCGAGUCCACCUAGUUCCAGUUGUUCUGAAUCAACUCCCACUGGUCUAAGCUCUAGCUGUGGUUCCAGAUGGACUUGUUUCCUGACUUAUGACCCUCCUACCAAUGAGCAGAAAACACUGAAGGGUGAGAGUGGUGUCAUCAUUACAAGGCCCCACCCCUUUCUCCAUGCUUCUUCCAUGUUUGAGACUGGAGAGGAUUUCAGCAUCGACGAGUUUUAGAAAUAAAAAUGUUUAUUUUUAAUCUGUUUCGUGUAAAUGACGUCGCUGUGCUAGCAUACUUCAGCUAUACAACGAGCUAAACGUCGCAGUUAGUUUUCUCUCACUUUGUGACUGUGGCUCUUCGCUUCGUCUCACAUGAGCAGAGUGAACACCGUCAUAAACAGAAUGCAAAACAUAUCAUCCUCACAGCUUAUUGACUUAAUAAUUGCAGCUUUUAGAUUGUGU
Messenger RNA from Cynoglossus semilaevis (tongue sole), 1280 nucleotides. It is a transcript of the gene mrnip, whose product is annotated as MRN complex interacting protein. Bases 135 to 1055 code for a protein of 306 amino acids. Gene Ontology annotation, cellular component: nucleus. The record is from RefSeq and is a predicted model, not a curated record. Gene Ontology annotation, biological process: mitotic G2 DNA damage checkpoint signaling. The transcript is spliced from 6 exons. Gene Ontology annotation, molecular function: chromatin binding. NCBI's taxonomy places the organism in Eukaryota, Metazoa, Chordata, Actinopteri, Pleuronectiformes, Cynoglossidae.